Aspergillus welwitschiae is the source of this 1716-nucleotide messenger RNA. Its product is annotated as MDR family MFS transporter. Gene Ontology annotation, biological process: transmembrane transport. Gene Ontology annotation, molecular function: transmembrane transporter activity. NCBI's taxonomy places the organism in Eukaryota, Fungi, Ascomycota, Eurotiomycetes, Eurotiales, Aspergillaceae. The coding region runs from base 1 to 1716 and encodes 571 amino acids. The record is from RefSeq and is a predicted model, not a curated record. The transcript has 4 exons.
AUGGCUGUCAAUACGGAGCAAGAUCCCUCUCCCCGACCGUACCAACACCUAGAAGAGGACCAUAACCUAUCCAACCAUUUCAAGCAUGAUCUGGGAAAAGAUGCCCCUACCGAAGCAGCUGAGGAUGACUUUCCCACUGAUCAUCAGAGCAAGCAAAGGGUCGCCGUUGUGAUGACAUCCCUGAGUUUAUGUGUUUUCCUAGCAGCGCUAGACAUUACUAUUGUCUCAACCGCUCUUCCAGAGAUGGUCGCCCAUUUUAAAGCUUCCGACAGCGCCUACACCUGGAUCGCGUCGUCGUAUCUGCUCGCCAAUGCCUCCUGUGUUCCGCUGUGGGGUCGAAUCAGUGAUAUCUGGGGCCGCAAACCGAUCCUUAUGACAGUCGUCGCAUUGUUCCUGGGCGGCAGCUUAAUCUGCGGCGUAGCAAUCAACGUCAACAUGGUCAUCGCGGGUCGCGCUAUCCAAGGCGUAGGCAGCGGCGGUAUCACUGUAUUAGCCAAUAUCUGCGUGUCGGAUAUGUUCAACAUGCGUCGUCGAUCUGCCUACCUAGGGAUUUUCGGGGCAACUUGGGCGAUUGCUGGUGCCAUCGGACCCAUCAUCGGUGGCGCCUUCACGACUUACUCAACCUGGCGAUGGUGCUUCUAUAUCAAUCUCCCCAUUGGCGGCCUGGCCUUCUUUGGCCUUCUCUUCUUCCUGCAACUACACACUGCAUCUCUCACCCCUCUCAAGGCCGGCCUUCUCUCCCUCGACUGGAUCGGACUGGGCCUCAUUGUCGGCGCGACGCUCAUGCUUCUCUUUGGCCUCGAACUAGGGGGCUCGCUCUAUCCCUGGUCUUCCCCCACGAUCAUCUGUCUUAUCGUCUUUGGGGUGCUCACCGCCGGCCUCUUCCUCAUUUACGAAUCCCGAAUCGCCCAAAUCCCUAUCAUUCCCACGACGCUCUUUUCCAACAGGUACAACCUCAUCAUCCUACUAAUCAACUUCUGCCACUCAACCGUCUUCUUGGGUUCCUGCUUCUACCUCCCCGUCUACUUCCAGAACAUCCUACUCGCCAGUUCCCUACUAAGCGGCGUCUACCUCCUCCCCCUAGUGGGAGCCCUCGCCAUCUCGUCCGGUCUGGCCGGCUUCGUCAUGCGCACCACCGGCCGUUCCCGUGAAGCCAUCAUCCUAGGCAUGCUCCUCACCACCCUGGGCUAUGGCCUAUUUAUCGACCUCCCCUCCAUCAAGUCCUGGCCGCAAAUUAUCCUCUUCCAGAUCGUCGCCGGACUCGGCAUCGGGCCUAACUUCCAGGCUACUCUGAUCGCCCUGCAAGCCAACACCACCCCCGCCGAAUUAAGUCGCGGCACCGGAACCUUUUCGUUUGUGCGCCAGCUGGCCGCUGCCAUCUCUGUCGUCGUCGGGUCUGUGCUGUACGCGCGCGCUGUAAGCGGGCAACGGGGCGCUCUGGCUGCCGUACUGGGCGAGACGGUCGCGCAGGAGAUCGUGGAGGCGUCGACAGCUGCAGCGGCGAUUGUGGAGACAUUGCCUGUCGGCGAGGAUCGGGCGGUGGUGUUUCAUGCGUUGACGGCUGCGUUGCGCUGGGUGUGGGUGUUUUAUACUGCUGUCGCAGGGGUCGGAUUCCUUCUCAGUCUGUGUUUGCGUGAUUUACGGUUGGGCGAUGCGCACCGAAAGGCUCCUGGUCAGGAGAGUGAGGAAUUAGAGAUGGAGAGGGGGACUACAUAG